AUGGUUGAGCCCCUAGGUGUAGAUGUCUUGACGAGGAUGACGACGCAAUUAGACGAGAAGUCGCGGGACGACAGUUCAUGUGACGAUGCUUCCGCCUACAUUCAAGCAAACAAUUCGCAUUUGUCGACGUCAUUUGAGUUACUUCGGUAUGAAGAGAAUGACGCCAACGAUGUUCGGAACGGUUCGAAAAAGAAGGAAGUGAUCUCUUGGUUACAUUCUUGUCGUCGUGGGAAGUCGACGAAGAAAAUGAUGGUAUGUGGGACGUCGUCCGAAGAAGUGGUGAAGGGUUGGUUGAAGGAAUCAAACGUCCACGCUGAAAUCAAAGACUUCGACAACUUCAUUUCGACCACAGCGAAAGAGUUUAAGGCAGACGUGUUAGGGUUUUAUAUCGUCAAACUCGAGUCUAUCGACUUUUUGAUCGACAGAAUCGGAGACGUGGAACACUUGAAAGCACAGAACGUCAUAUUCUGUUGUAACUCAGUUAAGAGGUGCCCAAACAACCAAGGCGAUAGAUUCUCUAAAAUCAUCAAGAAGAUCGUAUUGAAGUAA
Molecule: messenger RNA, 549 nt
Organism: Entamoeba invadens IP1
Lineage: Eukaryota; Evosea; Mastigamoebida; Endamoebidae
Exons: 1
Coding region: 1-549 (182 amino acids)
Source: RefSeq, a predicted model, not a curated record